This is a messenger RNA of Lolium rigidum, 1789 nucleotides long. RefSeq names its product cytosolic invertase 1. Gene Ontology annotation, molecular function: endo-alpha-N-acetylgalactosaminidase activity; sucrose alpha-glucosidase activity. Gene Ontology annotation, biological process: sucrose catabolic process. Lineage: Eukaryota; Viridiplantae; Streptophyta; Magnoliopsida; Poales; Poaceae. The record is from RefSeq and is a predicted model, not a curated record. Bases 55 to 1746 code for a protein of 563 amino acids. The transcript has 4 exons.
CGGGCACGCACAGAUCUGGCCGGGGCGACCAGGCGGAGGCCGGCCGACGAUUCCAUGGAGUUCGGCGCGCCGGGCGGGAUGCGGCGGUCGGCGUCGCACAACUCGCUCUCCGGCUCCGACGACUUCGACCUCACGCACCUGCUCAACAAGCCGCGGAUCAACGUCGAGCGCCAGCGCUCCUUCGACGACCGCUCCCUCAGCGACGUCUCCUACUCCGGCGGCGGCCACGCCAGGGGGGGCGCCGGCGGGGGGUUCGACGGCAUGUACUCGCCGGGCGGCGGGCUGCGCUCGCUCGUCGGCACGCCGGCCUCCUCCGCGCUCCACUCCUUCGAGCCGCACCCCAUCGUCGGGGACGCGUGGGAGGCGCUCCGACGCUCGCUCGUCUUCUUCCGCGGCCAGCCGCUCGGAACCAUCGCCGCCUACGACCACGCCUCAGAGGAGGUGCUCAACUACGACCAGGUGUUCGUGCGGGAUUUCGUGCCCAGCGCCAUGGCCUUCCUCAUGAACGGCGAGCCGGAGAUCGUCAAGAACUUCCUGCUCAAGACCGUGCUGCUGCAGGGCUGGGAGAAGAAGGUCGACCGCUUCAAGCUCGGCGAGGGGGCCAUGCCGGCCAGCUUCAAGGUGCUACACGACGACAAGAAGGGCGUCGACACGCUGCACGCGGACUUCGGGGAGAGCGCCAUUGGCCGGGUCGCGCCAGUGGACUCCGGGUUCUGGUGGAUCAUACUGCUGCGGGCCUACACCAAGUCCACGGGAGACUUGACCCUGGCCGAGAAGCCGGAGUGCCAGAAGGCCAUGAGGCUCAUACUCAGCCUCUGCCUCUCCGAGGGCUUCGACACCUUCCCCACAUUGCUGUGUGCUGAUGGAUGCUGCAUGAUAGAUCGCAGGAUGGGUGUGUAUGGCUACCCCAUUGAAAUUCAAUCCCUGUUCUUCAUGGCACUGAGGUGUGCUCUUCUAAUGCUUAAGCAUGAUAAUGAAGGGAAAGAUUUUGUGGAGCGGAUUGCAACUCGUCUUCAUGCUUUAAGUUAUCACAUGCGGAGUUACUUUUGGCUGGAUUUCCAGCAGCUAAAUGAUAUUUAUCGUUACAAGACGGAAGAAUAUUCUCACACAGCUGUCAACAAGUUCAAUGUCAUUCCAGAUUCUAUUCCGGACUGGCUGUUUGAUUUUAUGCCUUGUGAAGGUGGUUUUUUUGUUGGCAAUGUCAGUCCUGCAAGGAUGGACUUCCGUUGGUUUGCACUUGGAAACAUGAUUGCCAUAGUAUCAUCUCUUGCCACACCUGAGCAAUCUACGGCUAUAAUGGAUCUCAUUGAGGAACGGUGGGAAGAGCUAAUUGGUGAAAUGCCUCUGAAGAUAUGCUAUCCUGCCAUUGAGAACCAUGAGUGGCGAAUAGUGACGGGGUGUGACCCAAAAAAUACGAGAUGGAGUUACCACAAUGGAGGAUCUUGGCCAGUACUUCUCUGGCUGCUGACGGCAGCAAGCAUCAAAACUGGACGGCCGCAAAUUGCAAGAAGAGCAAUUGACCUAGCUGAGAGGAGGCUUUUGAAGGAUGGCUGGCCUGAGUAUUAUGAUGGGAAGCUCGGAAAAUAUGUUGGCAAGCAGGCAAGGAAAUUUCAAACUUGGUCUAUUGCCGGGUAUUUGGUCGCUAAGAUGCUGCUUGAGGACCCUUCACAUCUUGGAAUGAUAGCCCUGGAGGAAGACAAGGCUAUGAAGCCAGUUUUGAGAAGGUCCGCCUCAUGGACAAAUUAAGAUAUCGACGAAAACUCUUAGGGGAGCAAAGUCUGGAUUGACA